Molecule: messenger RNA, 2279 nt
Organism: Varanus komodoensis (Komodo dragon)
Lineage: Eukaryota; Metazoa; Chordata; Lepidosauria; Squamata; Varanidae
Product: interferon-inducible GTPase 5-like
Exons: 2
Coding region: 85-1308 (407 amino acids)
Cellular component (GO): membrane
Molecular function (GO): GTP binding; GTPase activity
Source: RefSeq, a predicted model, not a curated record
ACCGCCCGUCGCGGGUUUUCUUUUGUUUUUCCACGAUUGAUCUUUCUCCAUUAAAAUCAAUUAGUGAAAUUCAGAACGGCCACCAUGGAGAUCCCGGAGGUAGAUCUCAAAGAGAUGGGCUCCUUGAUCCAAUCCCGUGUGGUCCUGGAGGUGUCCAAUCAGGUCCAGUCGCUCCUGGAUUCCCUGGAGGCCACCACACUAGAGAUUGCCGUGACGGGCGAAUCGGGCUCAGGCAAGUCCACUUUCAUCAACGCUUUGCUUGGGCUUCAUGACGGUGACCACCGUGCUGCCGUUACUGGUGUGAUUGAGACCACAGCCUGGCCCUCGCCUUACCAGCACCCUCGGUUGCCCAGGGUCCGCCUCUGGGACCUGCCAGGCACCGGCACCCCGUGCUUCCAAGCCGAGAGGUACCUGAAGCAAGUGGGAUUCGAGAGGUACGACUUCUUCAUCAUUGUGGCAUCUGAGCGGUUCCGGCAGAACCACGCUGAGCUGGCCCGUGCUAUCGGUGCCAUGGGCAAGCGCUUCUACUUUGUCCGCUCCAAGGUGGACCAGGACCUGCGGGCUUCGCAGAAGCGAAGGCCAGCGUGUUUCCAGGAGGCUCGGGUGCUGCGGGAGAUAGAGGCAGAUUGCAUCCGCCAUCUGAAGCAGGAAGGCCUGGAUUCCCCCAAGGUCUUUCUGGUUUCCAGCUUUGAGUUGCACAGGUUUGAUUUCCAGCGCUUGCAGGACACUCUGGCGGAAGAGUUGGAAGGCCACAAGCGCCAUGCCCUGCUGCUUUCUUUCCCCUCCGUCACAGCAGCAGCUGUGCAGAAAAAGAAGGAGGCAUUGCGCAGGCACAUUUGGAAGAAGGCCUUGCUGGCGUGUGUGGUCUCCGCCAUGCCUGGCCGCUCUCUCCACAUCAACAUCCCCAUGAUCAUGAAGACGCUACACUCCUAUCGCCAGAAUUUCGGCCUGGAUGAGGACUCCCUCGGGGCCUUGGCCGUCAUGUGCUCAAAGACCCAGUGUAUUCUGAAAACUCAGGUGUGUUCAGCAUUAGGCAAGGAUCUCUCAGAGAAUGCUGUUCAGACCAUCCUGAGCCAAGCAGCCCUAGGUGGGCAGGUGGCUGCCCGAGUGUUGAAGAACAGGUUGCCCUUUUUUGACAGCAUCGUAGCCGGAGGCAUCUCUUUUGUAGCAACCUAUUACCUGCUGCAUACUGCCCUGGACAGUUUUGCGCUAGAUGCCCAGAGAGUCCUAGAAAGAGCGUAUGGGUUGGAAGGUGAGGCCCGGGACUCCGUCUGCUGCCCUCCCAAACCUGGAUUCAUCUAUGACUGAGGAGCAACCAAGAAUGCACCCCAGGGAGCUUGGGGCCGAUGGGCAGAAGCUCUUCUUUUAUUGUCAUGCCUGCACUUUCUGUCUGCUUUGGCUGAGCUGUUCAACCCACUCUAGUCCUUUCCUGUUCUUGGACCCCAACCCCCACCUUUCCAGCCAGGGUCGCUAAGGGGGCUUUCAGUCCGGCCCACCUGGAGGAAAGCAGGUUGGGAAGGGCUUCCCUAAAAAGUCUCUGUGUGCACCUCAGGGGAACAGUUGCACCAGUGCCCAUUUCCUAUGGAGGUUCUUCCUGCAUUCAGUCCCCCUGGCCACCUCUUUUUGCAUCCACACCAGGAAAGGCACAGGUGGGGGCAAGGCCAUCAGGAGGGCCGGCGCCAGGACUGUGGCGGCUGGCUUAGUCUGAGUGGAGCCGAAAAGAGGAGGAGGUCUCUAAGCUGGCAAGCAGCGUCUCUUGUUCACAGGGCCUGAUGUGUUGCUGUGCAGGUGUGGCUUCAAAUCCACCUGCUCAGGUUGAUAACUUCUCUGUACCUCUUUGCUUAAUCUCAGCAGAGGCCGGAUUAUACAUCCUGGAUCGUAUUCCGUUAGAGACUUAUUUUCAUAAAUAGAAAUAGAAGUUCAUGUGAGCAGCAGUAUUGCUAUGGCUAUUUCCAGAGGAUCGAAUAACACCUUCAGGGGGCAUUCUCAGCACACCUGAUUCAUGGAUGCAGGCACUGAGCUCUUCCUUUGAUACAGAUGCAGUAAUGUCCUUCUUGUGCAAAUGCAAAACCGACGGGCUUUUUUGUCUUCCUGUGCCAGCACUUAGAAGGUAUUGAGCAGCAUUUUUAAAAGAGUAAUCUAGAUUUGCUAACUAAUAUACUCAGAAAUAAUUUAUGGUGCUCCUAAUUUGACUUGCCAUAUAUAUAUAUAUUUCCAAAUAUGCCACAUGUAUUUCCAAAUUAAUAGAUGCUUUAUUCAAUAAAAGGCUUAAUCUUCUA